This is a messenger RNA of Lymnaea stagnalis (great pond snail), 13558 nucleotides long. Lineage: Eukaryota; Metazoa; Mollusca; Gastropoda; Lymnaeidae. The record is from the annotation of a GenBank genome assembly.
AUUUCCGGUAGGGCAGCUAAUUGAGGGGGUGACGUGAAAUGUGAAAACAGCAUAGAAAACAAAUUGAUGACAGUAAGUAAGUGUAAUCAGCUGAUUUCUCGGCUUAGAAAGAAGAUAUCUCCUUUCAAACGUGAUAUAAUUUAUUCACCAUGGCGGCAUCAGCUGGUGCCUCUGUUAUUCCAAGAAAGGAUGGUUUCUAUGAUAAAUACAUACGGAAUUAUCAGAUUCUGACCCAGGCUCAACUUAAACGUUUGAUGGAACAUAAAUAUAGUGCGGAAGGGCAAUCUUUCAUAGAGCCGCCUAUGCAAGUGUUUUGGAAAUGGACAGUAGAACAGAUUCCCCUAUGGUGGGCACCAAAUGCAAUUACAAUUGUUGGAUUGAUUGUCAAUGUACUUACAACACUGAUACUAGCAUUUUACAGUCCUGAUUGCAAGCAAGAGGUAGGUUUUACUUUGUUUUUGUCUCCAGCUUCAAAUCCCACUUGAUUAAAAAUGUCCACUUUUGGUAGUGUGAUAUUAUAGUAAUAAAUAUGUAUAUUAAAACCACCAAUAUAUGAAGAGAGCAUAUGUAUAAGCAUUUGAUUCAGUCCAUGAUUGAUAGGAGCAAUCUGUAAAAUAUUAUGUCUUUUUGAAGCAGAAGAUAUAUAGUAUAUGAAUGGAGUCCCAUGUAACUUCAAUCAUUGACAUUGUCAAUCAUGGUUUGAACAUGAACUGAUGAUAUUUUUGAUGACAAAAAGACAUUCGAAAUGUUUUGAAUUUUCAUACAGUGUUUGUUGGUGUUAAUUUGUAUAGGAUAUGACCAAUUCAGUAGAACAACGCUUACUAUGAUUAUGAUUUUUGGAUUUCAAAAAUAAGUAGUUCAAUAUUGGGUGGAUGCACAACUUAGUAAAGUAAAAGUAUAAGAAUAAUAAAUAAACUUGAGUAAAGUUAAAGGCAUACUUUUCAUAUUAUUAAUUAAAUACACUGCUUAGAGUUUGCAUGGGUAAAAUGGUUUAAAAGUUUUGUUCAGUAAGUAAUUGAGAAUUUUGAGAGGUUGUGGGAUUUAGGUGUAUAUAAUAUACAUGAAAAAACAGAUCAGGAUACAACAGAACAUGAAUAGACAGACUAUGAAAAAUCAGAACAUGAAGCAACAGAACAAUUAAAGAAAAUAAAUGGAACAAAUUAGCUCAACAAGAGAACAAAACUACGGCCAAAAGAACUAUGACUAAUCAGCACAAUGGGAAAAUAAAUCAUUUGGAUCAAAGUAAUUUUCUCCAAUGAAGGGGAAAAAAGUACACUGCUAUUGAAAUACUAAAAGCAAUAAACUGAAAAAUAGCCAUUAUAUAAUGUUUAUAAUAAAUGAUACAAAAUAAAAUAUGUAUUUAUGAAUAUGAUAGUAAGGAAAUAUAAUAUAUAUAUAAAACAUGUUUAAAACAAUAAUAAUAAAAUAAUCUUGGUAACAUGAAUUUGAAUCCAGACGAAUGCGAGUGAGUAGCUGCUGUUGAGAAAGAUCUCCUAAGACAGGCCUGCAAAACUCAAAAUGUAAGGCGGGCCAUAAUACUUUAUGAAAAAUGUGUACGGGCCAAAAGAUCAUAGGACAGUGGGGCGAGCUAUUCAGAAAACAAUAAUAAUAAAGAAUAUUUUGUUUCGCAAAGUGGGUGCUGUCUGGCCGCAUUCGGCCCGUGGGCCAUAUGUUGUUCAGGCCUGUCCAAAGACUACAAACUGUUGUGAAGGAUUUCACAAGGCCUUAAGUUCAUUGUCUCAUAGUAGUCACCGAAAAUUUUUGGAAAUAUUUGAUGAAUGAAGAUGAGAUAUUGCAUACCAGCGAUUAUUAGUAGUCAAUCCAUACAGGUGGCUCGGAAGUCAGAAAAAAAAAGAGUGACAAGACCCUUAGUAAUGAAGUGGCAAUAGUUGUGAAGGAAUAUCGCAAUUAAGAAAAUAGACAGAAUUUUUUACCCCAAAGUACUAACCUCCAAUGAUUAAAAAAUUUUACUACCUCCUAACUCAGAUUGGAAGCAGCUGCUUUCUUUCACACACACCCCUGUGUAGACUGCCCUAGACUUACACAUACAUGUACAGCAGAGAUGUAUUUGGAGUUUCUAAUAUUAAUUGUAGCUUGAUGUAAAUGCCUUAAUUUAACCUCGGGGCAUUACUAUUAUUGUUUCAAAAAGAUACCAACCAUAAAUCACAGCUUAUAACUUACACAAAUAGUUAACUUCAUAGUCAAUGAUUUAAUUAUUUUACACAUAAUAUAAAUUAAUGGGAUACAUUAAGAUUUUUUAUCAGUUCACUCAGCUCCAAUAAUCUGCAGAAAUCUGAGAGUUUGACUCGCUCUUUAUCUAACCUGAUAUUUUACAUGAGUUAUGUAAAUUUAUGUUAACAAUUUGAUGAUGAAUUCAUAGGAUACAUAAUUAAUCAUAAAAUUAUACAAUUUCUUCAUUAAAAUAUAAUUAUUAUAGUUUUGGCACUGUUGUUUAUUCUUAGCAUUUUUUUAAAAGUUUGAAGCAAAAUCAAACAAUUAACAUUUUUAGAUAUUAAACUUCCUAAAUGGAUUAAUUGCAAACAGCUACAGGGAUGGUAGAAAAUAGAAUUUUACACCCUAAGUCAAAACGCGUACACAUAUAUUCAAAGCUUGAUAUAAUUUAUUUCAAGUUGCAUUAUUUAUGUUCUGUAAUGAUUUAUUUAAUUGAUUUUUUAUUAGGCGUUCAAAGAGCAAUCAAAAGAAACAAUUUUGUUUAUGAAGUUAUAAAAGAUGCCACAUUUAUGGCCGUUCCUUUGAUAUGUUGUCAACUAUUUUUUAUGUUCAAUUGAAUCUCCUCACUACCGGUACUUAAUAAAGUAUGGACUCACCAUGUUAACAUGUUAUUAAUUUAUUUUAAUUUAUAUAUAAUUUUAAAUUUUAAAAACUAUGGCACUUUAAAGUGCAGUAACAUGUGUUGCCAAAUUUCAACUCUGUGGAUUUUACUGUGCCUCUUGAAGUUCACCAGAUAACAUCCAUUUUAGGACCAAGUUUAAAAUACAGUUCAUUUGCCCACUUGUUUGGUUGAUAAUCUAGUUCUUCAUCACCAUCACCCUAUUAUACAAACUUUUGCUAACCUAUUUUAUGGGUGACAAUCUAGUCCAAAGUCUAGCAACUGUUACCAAGAGCAUAUUGAUUGUUCACUAGCAAAAUAAAUGUCUUUUGUCAUCUUUUCCCCCUUCACUUUCAUAUCCAAGAUAAGUGUGCCACAUGUUUAUCGGUAGUUUUCUGACAUCUGUAGCUGGGCUCUGGGUUUACACUUAAAGAUAAAAACCAUAUGUCCUUAUAAAUAAUAAAAUUAUGAGAUCUUUAAUUUUUUUGUUCUAUUUUUUGUUUUAAUUAAUUAAUUGUUUCUGUUUAAAAUUCCUAGGAUGAUUUUUAAGAUUAUUUGUUUAAAAUUUAGAAAACAUCACAUUGAUUAUUUUUUAAAAAUAUAUCUUCAUUUUAUAUUUAUGUUGAUUUUUUGUAUUCCAUUAAGGCACCAAGAUGGGCUUACUUUCUGAGUGGUUUGGGCUUAUUUGUUUACCAAACUCUUGAUGCCAUUGAUGGAAAACAGGCUCGCAGAACACAUUCCAGUUCACCACUGGGAGAACUUUUUGAUCACGGCUGCGAUUCCAUCUCUACAGGUUAGUUCCGUCUGGUACAUCGAAUACACAUAUAUCACUAAAUUAUUCAUCUUUAAGUUAACAGAACGCAGAAGCUGUUUACUAAGCAAACUUGGCUGGUAAAAUGAACAAUAUAUGGAAAAUGACUGUCACGGUCAGAUCGCAUGAGUUCUCUGGAUCAGCUUUUAUGAGGUUAAUUUGACCAAUAGUGGGUGAGUUUCUUUUCCCAGUCUGCCCCACGAGUUUUAUUUUUCUCGGUCAGGUAUAAACCGGUGCGUUGUGUCGGGAGGAACCACGUGAUGAUAGGAGUGUGUGAAAAAAAGGGGAGAUGAGUUGUUUUAAGGAGUGAACAGUGGCGAGUGCUGUGGAUAUGGUGUAUGAUUUUUGUCUUGUGAAGGCAGUGAGUUUUUCUACGGAUGGCAGAAGACUUGUGUAACUUUGUUUUGUAUGUGGAGUUUUUUCUGGACACGUUUUAUUCUUAUGAAGUUUUCCAUUGUUAGGCACACUUAGCCAAUAAAAAAGAAAAACCUGAAUCUCUGCAUCGUUUGUUUGAUACUUGUAUAAGAGUCAGCUCUGUAGGAGCUAGAAAUAAAGGGGGUCUAGACCCUUGAAAAUUUUUCUGUGGCUAGUAGGCAGGGGACCGACCUCUACUAGACAACGUACGUCACGUCACAAUGACAGCUAAUGUUCUUUAAAUGCCCCCAUGAAACGUGGUGCUUCCCUGCAUGAUGCUAUUCUGCAUGUUAUAUGUCAACAUCAUUCCCAAACUAGAUGAUACAUCAUAAGAAAAUAUCCACUUCAAUGAAGAUGCUAGAAAUGAAAUCAGGAUGGUCCUGAUUGUAUUUAUGGCUAUCUUACAGAAGAUCUAUUUUGAUAUUCCAGGUGCAGUUAUACUUGGUACCAGCAUAACAUUGCAGCUUGGCUAUUUGCCUGGUUGGAUGCUGUUUGAAAACUUAGCUGCUUAUGUUUUGUUUUACUGCGCUCACUGGCAGACAUAUGUUUGUGGUACACUAAAAUUUAGCAAGUGAGUGGGCCUGUUACUCUAAGUAUAACAUGUGUAGAUUUAAAUAAAAAAUUGAAUAGAGUUCAUUGGUUGGAUAAGUAAAUAUAGGAGUUACUGUAAUUCAGUGUUUGUAGUUUCCCUUUUUAUUUUAUACCUCCAGAAUUGAUGUAACCGAGGGACAGCUGAUGGUCAUGCUUGUAUAUUUUGUUGCAGCCAUAUUUGGUCCCCAGUUUUGGUCAUUUGAGGUAAGUGUCACCAUUACAAUAAAUUAAUACGGUCAAAAGAAAAAAAGGGGGAAAAGUUUAAAAUUGACUUUUCUGAGUGUCAAUACCUCGCAGAAAUAUUUCUUUUUUAAAUCCUUUAUAUUAACUUCGCUUUUGUUUGUGGGUGGCUUGGUGGCAAAAUAUUCGGACGGCUAAUUGGCUCCCUUCCCAUCAAGCUAUUGAGCUGAAACUUGGCACACAGACUCGUUGCCAAUGACAACACAUUCUAUCAAAUUUUCAGGGAAGAUAAAAUGAAAUUCUGCAAAACUGUGCUAGAGGGGAUUCUUUAAAAAAUUUCAUUUUGAUUUUUCUGAACUAGUUUGUGAAAUUAAUCUGCUGAGUAAAAGCAGGUGGAUCAUUAGAAUAUUAAUAUAGUUCAAGGGCGUGAAUAAAAUGUGUGGUAGGGAGUGUUUGGUGGGGGGGGGGGGGGGGGGGGGACUAAAUGGGGUUUUUUAAAGUUGCUUACUAGAAGGCUUGUUUUUUAAAAUUUUUCGGCCCCCCCCCCCCACCCCCCCCCCCCAGGGGGGGGGGGGGGGGGGGGGGGGGGGGGGGGGGGGGGGGGGAGCACUAAUUGGAGUCUUAUAAAGUGCAUUACUAGAAUGCAUGUUUUAUCAAAUUUUCAGGCCCCCCCCCCCAACCUCCCCACCCCCAAUUACUCUAUAUUACAUUCUUAGGGGUUGUUUAAUUUCAUAACGAUGCUGCUCAUUCAUUGAUUAAAGUAUACUGUGAAAUGCCAGGCACAAUGUGCACCUAUCUACAAUUUGGCUUAGCUAUUUCUGAAAAUGUGUAUAGCAGCCUUAAGAAAAAUUAAACAAUUUUGUUUCAUUUCCUUAGACCCAUUUGAUAUUUUCAGUCCUUUUUCAGUUAAAAUUUGUGGUGUUAAAUUUAAAUUUGUGCAAUUUUUAUUUUGGUUUAGAUUUUGCAUGCACUCUUAUCUUUGAAAUGUGUAUAUUUAGAUGAGAUACAUGUACAGUUUGAAAUGUUUAUAUUUGGAUGGGAUACAUGUAUUUUUUUAAUAUGAUUAAGUUUUGAUAAGGUUUAAAUAGAUCACAAACUCAUCCCAUAUGAUCUGACAUCUUCUGUUUUCCAGAUUCCUGUUGUUAAUAUACCACUGAAAAUGCUCCCUAUUUACUUUAGCCUGGCAGGAGCAGCACUUCAUAUAACAUCUGCAUUUAAAGUUAUAUUACUCCAAGGAGGAGUAGGAAAGAAUGGAUCAACAGUAGCAGUGAGUUGUUAAUUUUCUCAAUUCUUUUAAGUCAGAUAUUCUUUUGUGUGUGUGUGUUGUUGAUCUUAAUAUUACUUGAGUUAUUAAAAAAUAUUAAUUUAUCAACUUAUUUGUCAGAAGUUAUACUUUCAAGACCACUAAGUGAAUUUUGAUAAGACAAUUUAUGUGUAAACAAUAUUCCUUUAAUUUAUUGAUGGCAAGUGAUUUUUAAAUGUUUUUGAAAUUCCCCCUAUUUAUUGUCUUGUAUAAAUAAAUUUUCAACCAACCAUAAAACUUGAGCUAGAUAUCAAAGUAAAGGAGUAAGACAAUUGAUAAUUGACUGAAACCUAUCACUUAAUAUGAGAACCUCUGUAUUUCAGGGUACCAGCACCAUUUUUCCAGUUGUCCCCAUAACAACUGUGAUAUUGAUAGCAUUCAUGAUACAACAGAAGUCGCCAUCUAUGUUGUUUGAAAAUAAUCCUUGUCUCUAUCUGUUAGCUUUUGGUUUGCUGGCUGCUAAAGUAACUAACAGACUUGUGGUUAGUAUUACUUCAACAGUAACAUGUCUCUGUAGAGUGCUUAUUGGAAUCACUCAGUUGCACAAGUCCAUGCCUGAAUUGAUAUCAUUUAAUUAACAUAAUGGAUUUUUAUCCUCUUAUAUUGAAAGGAAAUUGGUUUAAAGUGUUUUUUAAGACUUUCUGGCCUUGUAAACUAUUGAAUAUCCACAAUAACAGAUUUUAGAUUACUGCUAGAUUUUUAGUAACGCAUCCUUAGCAAUAUGUAGAAUCUUAUUUAGAAUAUCUGCCAUAAAUAUUACUUCUUUUCUAAAUGUCCAAGCCCCCAUAUAAAAAAUUGUAUCUAUACUAAUUAUAAACAAACUUAGUUACAUGAACUCAUUAUUUAUUUAUAAAUUAAAUAUUCUCUAUAUGUCAAGAGCUUUAUAUGUUGUAGUAUUAUGGGGAUAUUUAAGCAGUCCCUAAAAUUGUUCAACUAUAAAAAAAAUGUCCCUGAUUACCCAAAAUGAAUAUUGUUUAAGUUUCUUAGUAUCUAGUUGUCAGUUUCAGCACCAUUCUCAAUUGUUGCUUAAUUAUUAAAGGAAAAUUUCAAUGAAAACUAAUAAUUUGCUGUAUUUCCAUUAAACGCAAUUUUCAAGUUUCUUUUCCCUUUGUUUUCUUGAACUUUCUCUGUAUUACAGGUGGCACAUAUGACAAAGAGUGAAAUGGAUUUCUGGGACACAGGGUUUAUAGGCCCGGGGGCUCUUUUCCUCAAUCAGUAUUUUAAUUGUUGGUUUAAUGAGUACCUAAUCUUGUGGCUUUGUUUUGUGAGUAUUUUUAUAAAUAUAUUUAUGAGAAGGGCACACAUUCUUUUUAAAAAUAAAGCAAAUUACAUCAUUGUUAAUGGAUCCAAUUAAAAGGCAAAUAAUUAAUUAAAACAGCUUUGCUUUGAUUACUGUAAAUUCCUUAAGGAUAUCAACAAACCAGAUUAAUAUAUUAUAUUGUGAUGUCUAGCUUUUUUAAAAUUUUGAAUAUGAGAUGAGUUUUCUUCAUCAGGAAAUAAAAUUUGUGAUAGUAAAAAUGAGUAAAAUGUGCUGUUUAUAUACUUAUUAAUCUUAGUGGAUGUUUACCUAUUUAUAGCAAAAAUAGAUAGGUGUCUUCUCUUCCUUCCCACUUUGAUAUAGUAAAAACUAUAGUUGUUUCCUUUGUCUGCCUUAAAAAUGUAUUUAAAUUUAACCAAUGCAGAGGACUUACAUGUCAGCAAAAUUUAAUGCUAUAAUUUGUCAGUAAAAAGUUUUUGUUUUUUUUCAAGGCUUGUUUUUCAAUUCAAACUCUGGCAAUAGUCAGUGUUGUUCAUUGAUUAUACAACAAAUUGAUGCAAACUUAUAAUAAUGUGCAUUUUGUGUUUGUUUGUGAUCUACAGUUGUGGGUGUUGGUGGAUAUCUUACGCUACUCCGCCAGCGUGUGCCAAGAAAUCUGUGAAUAUCUUCAGAUCUACUGCUUCACAAUCACAUCAAAGCCGCCAUCCAGUAAGAAAAAUGAGAAUAAGAAUGGCACCUUCAGUUAAAACAAUGUGAACAAAUCGACCACAACACAAUUAGUGUAUAAUUCAAGAAGCCAUUUUAAUUUAAUUGUAUAUUUUUUUCAAUAUUGUUCUCUUAAUUUAUGAAAUGGUAUUGUUAUAGCUGUAGGGUGUCACACAGUUAGUAUGUUAUCAUUCCUUUUUUAAAAAAAAAUAGAUAUCUGAAAAUUUGAUAGUCUAGCAUUCCCCACCAACUCAUGUAAAUGUUUUUAGUAAAAUAUGUGGUUUGAAGAUUAUAUAACUAAACACAGUAGAAUUAUAAAUAAUUUCUAAAAGUUUGUAAAAAUUGUAAGUUUGAUUUGUUAGCUAUGGUGAUCAGCAAUUUAUUUCUGAUAAUAUUAUGUUGUUGGAGUAUGUUUAUUUGAAAAAAAAUUUUUUUACAGUGUGUAGUGUUUUUUUAUCCACAGGGACUUUUUCCAUGUUUUAAAAUCUAUAUAUGCCCAGUGAAAUAAAUAUUUCAUGUGAAUUAUGUUUGAGCAGAUCUUUUUUCUCAAUGUUUUUGUUAUGAAAUAAACCCAAACCCAACCAUUUGCAGCCAAAACCUUCAAAAUCCCAGGAAAGUGAUGAAAUGUGCACGUGUAACCCAUUGCUAUGUCUUGUUAUCACUUAUUCUACAAGUCAAUCUAAUUACCCUGUCAAAUUUUUUAUUUUGUCAAAUCACAGGCAUUUCUUCACAAUGAAGUUAACAAUGACAUAACCCAAAAGAACUUGAACUUACUGGAGGUAUUAAUGUAUUUGAUAUGGAGACAAUAUUUAGUGCUAAAAAGUCAGAAUGCAAGGUAUGGGAACAUAAUUUUUAUCUCAGCUGAAGUUAACAAGAAAAUAAGGGACAGAUUUUCAUAAUACAAUCUCAACCUUUAGAUCAGGACAAAGUUUUUUGUGUGUGUGAGAGAAUCCAUUUUUAUUGCUAAGAAAAUAUUUUGGGUGCCAUAGGCAAAGGCAGAUUGUUAAGUUUAUUUAUAUUAUAGAUAAGUUGUUUGUUUUUUUUAAAAAAAGAAUAAGAGCUGCAUCUAUUCAGUUUAAUUUGGCUCCGGAGCCGCUCCUUGACAACCUUUGCUCUAGACUUUUAGCUUUACUGUAUUACUCACUUAAAGUAAGGUUUCUCAAUAUGUACAAAUAAAAUUUAUGAUGUAUUUUAAACGUUAUACCUUAAUGCCAGAAGGUUGGUCCUUGUGUAUUAAAAUUUAACUUCGCAAUGCUAUACAGAUUGCCCUGCGAUAUUGAAGAUUAAUAAAAGGCACUUAUAUUAUGGAUUAUAAGUAUUUGUUUAUAUCAAAUUCUUUCUGUUUCUACAUUUUUGUUUUAUUUUUUUUACCCAGAGUUCACAUUUUCCUUAGGGAUAGUUUCAGUUAUUUAUUGUGGAACUUGUCCAAACUACUACAGCAGAUAUUUAUUAAAGUGUGUUUUUCCUAAAAGUGAAAUUUAUACAAGGUAAUGAUAACAUCUCUUGCACUCAAAUUGCAUACAGAUCUCAGCUGUUACAACUAACAGUUCUCAUAAUAUUAACUAUCCUUAAUUAUUAAUUGGAUUAAUUUUUUUAUUUUUUUUUAUCUUUGUUAAGGACUUGUCUAUUUUGUCUACUGAUGUAUCCUACAAUAAACCUGUUUGUUAAAAUCAAAUCUACAUGUACAUAUUUUUUUUAUGUCAUUAUAAUUUGCUGAGUACAAAUAAGGUACCUUUGUUUUUUAGAAUAUUUUGGAUUGGAAGAAAACAAAAAAAAUUAUAAAACAGUGAAAGUAUUUUUAGAAGGAGGAAUUAAUGUAUGUUGUCUGUGGGUGUUGUUGUUUUUUUAAAUUGCAGUCACUUCUGCUAGCUAAAAAGGCAUUUAAGAACUUGAAGAAAAUGAGUAAAGAGAUGGUGCCUUCACAAUUAUGUUUUGUUUUUGUAAUCCCGAACACAUUUCCUGAAAACUAAGACAAGGGAAAGAGCUUAAAUUGUAGCUUGGGAGAAAUAAUUUAUUUGCAUCAUUCUGGUGUCAUAUUUCAUAAUCAUUCUGUCUUCUCUAGCAAAGGAGGAAACAUUAUUUUGACAAUAAGUGUAGAAAGAUAUUGUGUGGGAAAAAGGAAAAUAAACUAUACAUAAAGGCUGCUGCUAUUUGGACACGGGCCGGGUCCGAGAAGUGAGAGUCUGAGUUUAUUAAAAAAUAUUUGAAAAUUAUUGUAGGGUUUGUAAGACAAAAUGUGGACAAUGUGGUAUCAAAAAUGGAACCUGAAACGCAUUGCCGCUAUUUGGACCCGGGUCCCAUUAGACUCAAUGCUAUUCAGAUGUCAUUUGUGGUAGUUUAUUUUAGUUAAACUAAAGAAGUAAGUUAACAAACAUAUAGUCCAUUCAAUUAUCUUUCAUUUGAUACCAAAUUUUGUCUUAAAACGUAACAAUAAUAUUUUUUUUUUAAAUUUUAAUACCAGCCUCUCACUUCUCGGACCCGGGUCCGAAUAGCCAUUUUGUUACAUAAAUGAAGGCUUGACAUGAAUGGAGAAAAAGAAAUCCAUAAAGGGAGCUAAUCAGUCCUGAUUGAAUCUUUUGUAAGUCCCUCUCUUCAGUCUGAGGUGUGAAAAUCAUAAUUUUGCUGCUAGUGAGGCCUAUCUCAUGAUGAUUGUCAAAAGGAAAGUACACACACACAAAAAUUAGCUAAAAUGAUUUAAACCUUGUUGGUCAUGUGAACUUGAUUAAACCAUGUGGAAAUUAUCCGUACUGACCUGUGCAAUGAAAUACUCUAGUAUGGAUAGUGUGGGGAACACAGCCAGUGUUUCUUUAAUCCAUCAUCUAAUUUCUUAAUUUUUUUUAUCUAUAUCAGUUGUAUCAUCAUUAUAUCUCUAAAUUUGUAUGUCAAAUUAUAUGGAUGCCUGGAUUUAGAAUUUCAAAAAUGUCAGCAUUGUUGUCUUUUUGCACAAUUUGUUCCCUCAGUGUUCUUGUUAUUUAUUUUUUCUGCUGAAACUGAAAAUAAAAAAAAUUAACAUCAUCCAUUAAAUCUGCUCACUUAUUUUAAGGCAACUAAUCUAAUGAUAAGUCCUGAGAAUUAUUUUUUUGAAUCAAUUUUUGUUUGCCAUUAUUCCUUGACUGCAUGCUAUCAGCAUUACAAAUAUGAAUGGAAUAAUUAAUAAUAGCCAGUUAGGUUUGACAUCUCAUCUGCCCACAUGUUUACACCUAAUAAGCAUUAUCCUCCCCAGAGUGGGUAAACUUUUGCUGCAGACGCCACAUGAAAAAAAAAAUCUCAACCUGCUUGAUAAUUUUUAAGAAUCUGUUUUAUUUUUAAUAUAAGCUAGGCUUUGAAGAUUCACUCCCCUUCUAUUUUGAAAAUUCACUCCCCUUUCAGUUUGAAAAUAAACAUUCAAAUAUCCAUUUAGAAGAACAUUGAAAAUGAAAAAUAACAUGUUUAAAAUUAUUUUGCAUCAUUUAAUGUGACUCAGGCUCGUCAAUAUAUUUUAAUUUUGGAAGCACCAAUUAUUAAAACAUUAAGAUUGUACAUUUGUGAAUAAUGGCAGCUUAUGUGCAACUGUAAAAAAAAAAGUUUAUAUUUAAUUUUGAUUUGGUUUGCUGCUCUUUUUAAAGGUUCCUUGUGCCUGUUAUGAAUUAUUUUAUCCCAGAGACCCACAUAUGUGACCAUGAAAAUAAAACAACAUGCAAAGAGAUCCCAAAAAGGAAGCACAAGAAAGUUGAAACAAAAAAUGAAUUGCUCUCAUUGUCAUGAAAGCAAACAAAAAUUCUUAUGCUAAGGAUAAAAUUCCAUUUUACAGAUUUUAUUGUGAUUUUUAGGGUGGCUCAUGAAGAAUAUGCACUUUAGCAGGAUGGACUUAUGUCAAAUACAUUUCUUCAACUGCUAUUGUGCCUGUCACACUGUCCAAGGUUUGUAGAGACACUGUGUGAUGUUCAUCCACCAAUGGUUGCUGACAGUUGGACAAUGUAACAGUUAUUUAAAUAUUUCUCUUCUUAAUAAACAAACAAUCUGGAAAUUUUUUAAUUUAACACUACUAAAAUGUAUCAAUAUUCUUUCAAUGUUUUGCCAAAUAUUUUGUUUAAAGAAUAAUAAAAAUCUUUAUUUAACAGGCGUGUAACAUUGUGCAACUUCAGACAUUAUUGAAAUAGGCAAUCAACUCUUCAUUUUUAGAUUUUAUAUUAGUUAACAGAUAUCUCUCAUAAUGUAAACCAUUGUAUGCAUUAAUUAAUUCAAAAUAAUGAUUUUUUUGUGAGCAAUUAUAAGCCUCAUGAUGUAUGCCUUGAGCCAAUGUACAUUUUAAAUUAAAACAAAAAACAAACUACACAUAUAUUUUUCAUCUUAUUUAAAAAUGCAUUUAUUGAGCGAAAAGGGAAAGCUUAAAAAGCUAGACCAAAAAUCAGUAGCAGAUUAGCAGGGAGCUCAAAAAGAAAUGGCAUUAUGUUCUCAGUCUGCAAAUGUAGCCUGCAUAAUGCAUAAGCUCAUCUAUUGUACUCUUACAAUAAAAAAAAUCAAACCCUUUGUGACUAAUAUAAUAAAUGUAUAGACUUUUAGAGUAUAUUUGUAUCAUAAAUUAAUCCCCUAAAGAGAAUUUUCAAUGAAUUCCUAACUUGUGAACAUUUUCAAAGCCCGAUGAAAUAUUUUGUCAAAGUAUUUCAGACGAUGGGAUCCGUCUAUCUGUCCGACUCUUAAAGUCCCAGUACAUUUAGUCAAGAUUGCAUAAACCUGUCCAGUCUGAUGUUUUCAGUAAUCACACUUGGAAAUCAAAUUUAAUUGCACAGAAACAUAAAAUAAUAUGACUAAAUGAAUCUAAAUAAUUCUUUCUGCUAGCCAUAGAGUAAUUUGAAAAUAUCUGCUGCGCAGAUCUUUCAUAGUUUUAACUGGACUUUGCUGCACUUUGCACUCAUACCAUUUUAAUAAACGUGUCAUAGAGCAAGCCAUAACUAUGGGUUAAUGGGUAACACUUGCACACGACUGCAUAUUCCUCAUGAAGGUAAUAAAUCCAGAACAAAGCUUUUAAAAAAAUGUAGCUGUUUUUUUUUAGUUUUUAAAAAAUAGUUGCAUUAUUUUUCAAUCAGGUCGUUGAAGUGUCCAAAACACACCUCCGACUCCUCACAUUGCCUCAGAAGGUAAGACUUUGUCAAGUACUCAAGUAAUGUUACUUAUUACAUACCUGACAAAACACCUAGCUUAGUGUGUCAUUGAUAAAGUUUCUGUUUUAACGCAACAAAACAUUAACCCUCCUCAUUAUACCAACCUCAGUGAAAUUCAAUUUGCAUCCAAUAAACUUUUGAGUCAUGUGAUGUUGUCCAGGUUGUUUUAUUUACUUUUUUGUUACCAUACAAGAUUUUCUUGCUUUUUAUUUUCACUUAUUAAUUGUAAUAAUGUAAUAUAUGAAUGUUUAUAAAAAGAAAUCAAUGUGUAUGAUAACUCUUACCUCCAGUUUAAUAAUUCAUUAUAAUUGCUUUUAAAGGUUAG